AUGGCGACGGAGUUGGCGAAGAAGUCGGGGGCGGUGCUUCCAAUGGACACCGAAAUCACAUCGACCCCGUCGUGGAUUGCGGCGUCGAAGCCGGCGAGCAUGUCGGCGUCGGAGCACCCGGUGAGUCCGCAGACCUUGUAG
This is a messenger RNA of Spirodela intermedia, 141 nucleotides long. Lineage: Eukaryota; Viridiplantae; Streptophyta; Magnoliopsida; Alismatales; Araceae. The record is from the annotation of a GenBank genome assembly.